AUGUCACCCUCCACCUACCGCAGAGCAGCGCUUCCAGCCUUCCACCCACAGAGUGAUGCUAGUGUCACUCCAUCGGGACAGAGCUCCCCAUUUCAUCCCCUGAAAGUGGGAUACUCCAAAGCUGUUCCAGGAAUCCCUACUUCAUAUGCUGCUGUCUUAAGGCUCAAGUCUGCCAGCUCGUCAUACUCCUCAUCGGCCAUUAACUCGAAGAGCCGGCAACGAUCAAGCAGCCCUGCUUUGGGAAGCAUCUCUUCGCCGAGCUGGCAAGGGGAACCACAACAUUAUCACUCGCCGACAAACCUCUAUCACUUUGCAGAGGCCUUCAAGCAUGAUGAGAGUGUCGAUUAUGGGCCGGUGUUUAUACAAGAGCCUGACAAUGUAAUUUUCCCCAUGGAUUCAGAUGAGAAGAAAGUAUCCCUCACCUGUCAAGCACGAGGGAACCCAGCACCAACCUACAGAUGGCUCCGGAAUGGAACAGAGAUAGACACCGAAAGUGAUUACCGGUACAGUGUGAUAGAAGGGAGCAUUAUCAUCAAUAACCCCAGCGAAACAAAAGAUUCUGGGCAGUAUCAGUGCUUUACCACCAACAUGUUUGGCAGCAUACUGAGCAGAGAAGCUACACUUCAGUUUGCAUGUGAGUAG
Molecule: messenger RNA, 642 nt
Organism: Zootoca vivipara (common lizard)
Lineage: Eukaryota; Metazoa; Chordata; Lepidosauria; Squamata; Lacertidae
Source: RefSeq, a predicted model, not a curated record